AUGAAAGUGUGGCGCCAUUUGUGCUUGUAGCAGCACCGUGGCUUAACUUGAAAACAAAGCGCAAACUAAUUAUAAUGACAACCAAAAAGAAGCGCUCGGCACAAACAAGUCAUGACAGCUGGGUUGUCAUCGCUGCAGAUUCUGCCUUGGACAAGACAAAGCUACAUGAUUGUGACCCAACAUUCGUCAGGCUCAGGAACCCCGCUACAGGUGCUGCUUCCCAAUACUUGUUCAGUAGUGGAGAUGUGCGGCUGUAUGAGGUGAAGGCAUUUGUUGAAGAUUUUCACUCCUGGUUUAUCGACCAAACAGUUCAAAGAGAUGGCAGACUGCUGUACGUGACUCCUAUGGAUCCACUGUUCUUGUUGUUGCCUUACCUACAAAGCGGUGCAGCAGAGGGGAAGUUCCAGCCACUGCAGCAGUUAGUCAUGGAUGAGGAUUAUCCAGUGUGCGCAAGACUGCUGAAAUGCACACAGGCUCUGAACACACUUCAUCAUGUGGCAGACGAGAAAGUGGUGAGCAGUCAGAAAUUCCACAGAUAUAACCAAGAGAAGACCAUGGACUGGCUGAAGAAAAAGGUUUUGAACACAGUGAGUGCGCUUAAAAAGAGUGACAUUUCUGUAGGUGGAGGAGUGAAAUCCACCACUUAUGUGCGAGUUAAACAGGAGACAUGCGUGACUGAAGAAGAUUAUCUGCGUUAUGCUCACGGACUCAUUUCGGAAUAUAUCAGCGAAGAGCUGAGCAAAGAUCUGCACAGUCAUCUGCAGUUACCUGAAAUAUCCAGCCCUAAAGAGGUCGAGCCUCCCUCGAAGAAAAGGAAAUUGUCAGAUAAACCAGUGGAGGCAGGGGAGGACUACACCAAAUUCAACAGUGCUGACUUCGCCCGAAAACCCCCAAAGAAGCUGACAGCUGCUCAGAAGACACUUGCUAAAGUGGACAAAACUGGCAUGAAGAGCAUGUCUUCAUUCUUUAGCCCUAAAGUCAAACAGGAGAAGUGAGUGUGUGUAUGCAUGUCUGCAUGUGCCUGCAUAUGUGUAUAUAUUUUUGUUAAUAAAAUUAAAAAGUACAA
Molecule: messenger RNA, 1066 nt
Organism: Clarias gariepinus (North African catfish)
Lineage: Eukaryota; Metazoa; Chordata; Actinopteri; Siluriformes; Clariidae
Gene: rnaseh2b
Product: ribonuclease H2, subunit B
Exons: 11
Coding region: 75-995 (306 amino acids)
Biological process (GO): ribonucleotide metabolic process; RNA catabolic process
Cellular component (GO): nucleoplasm; ribonuclease H2 complex
Source: RefSeq, a predicted model, not a curated record